Molecule: messenger RNA, 1310 nt
Organism: Hippoglossus stenolepis (Pacific halibut)
Lineage: Eukaryota; Metazoa; Chordata; Actinopteri; Pleuronectiformes; Pleuronectidae
Product: dnaJ homolog subfamily B member 13
Exons: 8
Coding region: 351-1292 (313 amino acids)
Cellular component (GO): cytosol
Molecular function (GO): protein-folding chaperone binding
Source: RefSeq, a predicted model, not a curated record
UAACAAUUUAUCUAAUAAACUUUCAUAAACCAGUUUAUAUCUCAUUGAAUAAAUCACAAACAGCUGUAGUUGUGCAACUGUCAGAAAGUGUGGCGGCAAUGACAAUUGCCCCCAAACACUUGUGACAGCUGCCUCCAAACAUUGUGUGGCAACAAAUGCAGCUGCCUAUAAACAGUGUGGCAAUAAAGGCAGCUGCCUUCAAACAGUGUGGCAACAGAGGCAGCUGCCUCUAAACAAAGGGGCAACAAAGGCAGCUGCCUCCAAACAGUGUGGCAACAGGCCACCAGAAAUGCAUCUACGAGCUAACAUUGCCACGAUUUGAGCUUGCCUUUACUGCAUUUACUUCCACCAUGGAUGAAGAUUACUACAAAGCACUUAAGAUAAACAAGAGCGCCACAGCUGCAGAUAUCAAAAAGGCAUAUCGAUGUCUCGCGUUGAAGUUUCACCCAAACAGCAGCAAAGAAGCAGGAAGCUCAGACAGGUUCAGUCAGCUGGGUGAAGCCUACGAUGUUCUCAGCGACCCUCGGAAAAAGGCAACCUAUGACAGGUUUGGUGAGGAGGGACUAAAGGGUGGGAUUCCACCUGAGUUUGGCAGAGGUGGCGCCUGGUCCUCUAAAUAUGCCUACCACGGGAAUCCAGAAAAAACAUUUAAACAUUUCUUUGGAUGUGACAACCCAUUUGCAGUCUUCUCUGCAAAUGAUGUACCACUUCAGUUUGUUGGCCUGCAACCAGUGGUGGUGAAGACACAAGACCCCCCAAUAGAGAGAGACCUUCAUUUGUCCCUGGAUGAUCUGUUCCAUGGGUGCACAAAAAAGAUUAAGAUAUAUCGCAACGUAAUGAAUGAGGGUGGAUACACAUCCAGUGUCAAAGACAAGAUCCUCUCUAUAGAUGUAAAUCCUGGAUGGAAAGAAGGCACAAGAAUUGUUUUCUCCAAAGAGGGAGAUCAGCUGGGACCCAACAGCAUCCCUGCAGAUAUUGUGUUCAUAGUGCAGCAGGAGAGUCAUCCUCUGUUUGAAAGACAAGAUGAUGAUCUGAUCUACAAGACCCAAAUCUCUCUGGAGAUGGCCUUGACUGGCUUCUCUGUGAAUGUGCAGACAAUAGAUGGAAGGCUAAUCAAUAUUCCCAUCAACGACAUUGUGCACCCUAAAUACAGAAAAGUGGUGCCUGGAGAGGGAAUGCCGCUGUUCCAGGAUCCUUCACAGAGAGGAGACCUCAUUAUUCAUUUCGACAUCCAGUUCCCCGAGAAGCUCUCCCCUGACAGAAAGCAUCUGAUCAAAAAAGCUUUGAAAUAAAUAUCGAUCCCAUUUUAA